GUUUCCAUUAUGGCGCCCAAGCAGGUGAAACCCGGUGCAGAUGUAACCCUCGAAGUGAAGGCCCAACCUAAAUCCCUUGUUGCCAUCCUUGCCGUUGAUUUGGGUGUAUAUCUCCUGGAUUCUUCAUAUGAUCUGCAGAAAAACGAUAUACUCUACUCCUUGGAAGUGGAUAUCAGCGGUCUUCCCUUUUUGGCCUUAGUAUAUCCGGGCCUUCUCUCUGGCUUAGUUACCCUCACAAAUGCCCAUUAUGAAUUUGUGCCCUUAUUACAUCCUACCAUCAGCCUUCCCACGCCAUUUAACGAAGCUAAAUUUCGUAAAAAUUUCCCCGAAACCUGGAUUUUUGAAAAUUAUGAAAUAACAAAUGAUACCACCCAGCUGACCCUUAAAAUACCGGACACAAUUACCACCUGGCGUUUGACGGCAUUUUCAAUGAAUGAGGAAACCGGUUUUGGUAUUGUGCACGGACCCACAGAUAUAACCACAAUACAACCGUUCUUUAUUACCCUCAACCUACCCUAUUCGGUGAAACGUGGGGAAAUAGUUGCCAUACCCAUACAAAUACACAAUUAUCUCAACGAAACUUUGGAUACCGAAAUUAGCCUCAUCAAUGCAAAGGAGGAAUUUUAUUUCAUGGAAUCGACAAUAUUCAACAGGGAAACAGGUUCCACGGAACAACAACGAACCAAACAUGUAACCAUGCCGGCGAAUGGUGUCGAUACCGUCUCAUUUCUUAUCAAUCCCCGGCUGGCGGGUUAUAUUGAAUUGAAAAUCACCGCCAAAAAUCGCCUGGCUUCCGAUGGCAUUAUCGAAAAACUUCGUGUAGAACCAGAAGGUAUAAAAAAGGAAUUCAACAAGAUCCAAAAUAUUAACGUGAUACCCAGUGGCCCCGUGGAGUUAUCAAUUCCUCUAACCAUGCAUUCCAACAUGGUUCUGCAAUCCGAAGUAAUUUCCCUCUCAGUGGUCGGGGAUAAUAUGGCUCCCGUUCUACUGAAUCUAAAUGAUUUGGUAAACCUGCCCACCGGUUGUGGAGAACAGAAUAUGGCAGAUUUUGCCCCGAAUGUAUUGGCUCUGCAAUACCUUAAGUUGACGGGUCAAUAUCACCGGGAAGCAAAGUUGGUGUCCAAAGCCAAGCGUUUCAUUGAAAUCGGCUAUCAGCAACAAUUGACCUAUCGCCAUGACAAUGGGGGUUAUAGUGUCUUUGGCCAAAGACAAGAUUUAGAAGCCAGUACCUGGCUGACGGCUUACACCAUACGCUUCUUUAUAAAAUCCUUAAAAUAUGCCAUUCCCAUUGAGCGACACAUCAUUGAGAGCGGUCUGGAUUAUUUGGCAACGGCUCAGCGUGAGGAUGGUAGUUUUCCCUACACCGGUUAUCUAAUUGAUCCUUCGCAGCAGAAUAGGUUUGGUUUCACGGCAUUUAUCUUGAUGACCUUUCUCGAGGAUGAGAAAUUGGCCCGCAAACAUCCCAUAACCAUAAGAAAAGGUUUGAACUUCCUUUCAGGCAGUAUGAAUCGAACCAACGACAUGUAUGCCCUGUCCAUUAUGGCUGUGACCCUACAAAUGGCCAAAAACUAUACCACUUCGAGGACGAUUUUGGAUAAAAUAAUACAACGUAAAAAGUCAUCCCACGACUUAGUUUGGUGGAGUCAAAAUGAUCGAAAUAUGGCAAAAGAUGUUGAAAUAACUGGCUACGUUUUGAUGGCCAUGUUAGAGAUUGGCUAUAGUGUGGAGGUGGCUAAAAAAGCUUUCAAUUGGUUGACACAGCAACGUAACGCUAAGGGAGGUUUCCAAUCUAGCCAGGAUACUGUGGUGGGAGUACAGGCUUUAAUUAAAUAUUCCGUGAAAUAUAGGGUCACGGGGAGUAUUAAUGUCACAGUUAACUAUACGGCUAUGGAUAAUAACACGCAGAUCGUGAAGAUUGGUGAAAUGGUUGUGGAUGCCAGGAAUAUGAAAAUCGUUCAAAUGGAAGAGUUACCGAAAACAACGCGAGCUGUGAAAAUUCUUGCCACAGGCUUUGGCAAUUGCUCCCUCCAACUUACCUACCAAUAUUACACCAAUGGCGAAGAUAGUUUCCAAUACUUCCAACUGGCGCCCAAAGUGGAACUACUCAAUCCUGCGGAAAUGUCAUUGGAAAUAUGUUUCAGUUAUAUCGAACCCAGUUCGAAGGCAACAAAUAUGGUUGUAAUGGAGGUGAAUUUACCGUCCGGUUUCAGUGGAGAUGAAAAGGAUAUGGAUGAGUUGUUGGAGAACGAUAUUGUGCAGAGAAUUGAAAUGAAAAAUUCCGAAACUACAAUCAUUGUGUAUUCGGCCCAGCUGAUGGCCGAGGAGAAGAGCUGCUUGAGUCUGAUGGCCUAUAAAAUACAUGAUGUUGUUUAUCGCAAAGCGGCGGCCAUAAUUAUCUAUGAUUAUUACAAUAUAAGUAGGCAUGAUACGGUCUUUUAUAAAAUAGUGGCUGAGACGGCUCAGGAUCAUAGCUCGAAAGUGGAAAAUACUCCAAUUACACUUGACAACGAAAAUUCUAUAUUUUAAGAGAAUAUUAUUUUUAUUAAAAAUGUAAAGGAAAAUAUAAUAAAAAAAACAGGACUAUUACGCUCUAAUACCCUUAAAAAAAUUUG
This is a messenger RNA of Musca domestica (house fly), 2612 nucleotides long. Its product is annotated as C3 and PZP-like alpha-2-macroglobulin domain-containing protein 8. The record is from RefSeq and is a predicted model, not a curated record. The transcript is spliced from 5 exons. Gene Ontology annotation, molecular function: endopeptidase inhibitor activity. Gene Ontology annotation, cellular component: extracellular region. Lineage: Eukaryota; Metazoa; Arthropoda; Insecta; Diptera; Muscidae. The annotation marks the transcript as partial.